CGUCACUGGCUGUGGUUCAAAGCUCUUCCUCUUUCUGAUCUGUCUGCCCUGAGGACCCCAGCAGCUCAAUCUUUACUCUCAGAACAUUUGUUAAUGUUCUGUCUCGCUUCUAAACACUUCUGUUAUUUGGUGAACACCUAAAUCUCUUCAUUCUCUCCUUCCUUGCAUUUGUUAUUCUAUAUUUCCAUUCAACACGGGCAGCACACGAUUCGUCACGGAAAAGAUAAGGUCUCCAGUCUACUAUGGAUGAGGAGAGAGAGGAGGGGGCUCCUACCUCUAAAACCACUCUGUCUGGGAAACAUGGCCGCCAGAGCAAAGCUAAGAGCCCAGAGCAGCGGGAGAGAGCAGACUCCCCUGGACCCAGCUGUGUCUCCUUGAAGAGUGACCGCUCUAUGGAUCCUCCUUCUAACUUUAGAGAUGGAAAUCAGUCUAUUAAGAAGAGAAGAGUCCAGAAGGAGAGAGCAGACUCCCCUGGACCCAGCUGUGUCUCCUUGAAGAGCGACCGCUCUAUGGGUCAUCCUCCUGACCUUAAAGAUAGACGCCCCUCCAGAGAGGAGAGGCGACCACAGGAGAGGUCAAAGGUUACCAGUGCUCAGUCUGUACAGCAGCAUCAAGCAGAGCUGAUCAAGAGGGCUGAGGAGAACGCACACGCUUUCCUAGACAAGGAGCUGAAGAAGCUCUGGAGGGAUCUCUUCUCAGAUUACCCACAAUGCUCAGAGAGUCAGAGGGAGGACGAGGAGGAGGAUGAUAAGAACGAGGAGCAGAGGAGGCGCGCCAUAGAGGGCGUGGUAGACAUCACAAAGCUCUGCCUGAUGGAGAUGAACCAGGAGGAACUGGCCGACAAGCUGGGGAGUGGAGCUGUUGCGGUCCAGUGGCAACAUAAACUCAAGGUUCAUCUGAAGAAGAAGUUCCACUGUGUGCUUGAGGGAAUCGCUAGAGCAGGAGAGCAGAGACCUCUGAAUGAGAUCUACACAGAGCUCUUCAUCACAGAGAGAGGCAGUGGAGAGGUCAACAAGGAACAUGAGGUCAGACUGAUUGAAAAGGCAUCCAGGAAAACAGCCAAUGAGGAAACACCAAUCAGAUGUGAAGACAUCUUUAAACCUUUAGCUGGACAAGAUAAACCAAUCAGAACAAUGAUGACCACCGGAGUGGCCGGCAUUGGUAAAACUCUCUUAACACACAAGUUCACUCUGGACUGGGCCGAAGGCAAAGCCAACCACGACAUAGACUUCACAUUUCUCCUCACUUUCAGAGAGCUGAAUAUACUGAAAGGGAAAGAGUUUAGCUUACUGAAACUUCUUCAUCAGUUUUCUGUUGAAACCAAAGAAUCAGGAAUCUACAGAUACGACCAUGACCAAGUAGUCUUCAUCUUGGAUGGUCUGGAUGAGUGUCGACUUCCUCUGGACUUCCAGAACAACCCGAUCUGGACUGAUGUCACCGAGCCGACCUCAGUGGACGUGCUGCUGACAAACAUCAUCAGGGGAGUCCUGCUUCCCUCUGCCCGCAUCUGGAUAACCACACGCCCUGCCGCAGCCAAUCAGAUCCCUGCUGAGUGUGUUGACAUGGUGACCGAGGUGAGAGGGUUCAACAACCCACAGAAGGAGGAGUACUUCAGGAAGAGAUUCAGAGAGGGGACAAUGGCCACCACAAUCAUCUCUCACGUAAAGAAAUCUCGAAGCCUACACAUCAUGUGUCACAUCCCAGUCUUCUGUUGGAUCGCUGCUACAGUUCUAGUGGACUUCUUCAAAACAUCCCAGAGAGGAGAAGAGGUGCCCAAGACCGUGACUCAGAUGUACAGCCACUUCCUGAAGGUUCAGUCCAUACAGGGGGACAGGAAGUAUCAUGGGCGAGCUGAAACCGAUCCACAAUGGAGUUCAGAGAGCAGGGAGAUCACUGUUUCUCUGGGGAAACUGGCUUUUAACCAGCUGGAGAAAGGUCAGCUGAUCUUCUACGAGGCAGACUUGGCCGAGUGUGACAUCGAUAUCAGAGCAGCCUCAGUGUACUCAGGAGUGUUCACCCAGAUCUUUAAAGAGGAGUGUGGACUGCACCAGGACAGGAUGUUCUGCUUUGUCCAUCUGAGCAUCCAGGAGUUUCUGGCUGCCCUUUAUGUCUUUCUGUCCUACAUCAACACUGGUGUCAACCUGCUCUCAGAAAAACAUACAACCUCCAGGGAAGCUGAACUCCUCCCCCUCUACCAGAGUGCUGUGGACAAGGCCUUACAGAGUGAGAACGGGCACCUGGACUUGUUCCUCCGCUUCCUCCUGGGCCUCUCUCUAGAGACCAAUCAGAUGCUCCUACAAGGUCUGCUGGGACCAAGAGAUAGUAAAUUACUGGGCAAUCUAACAAAAAACGUUCCAUCGGGGCAGACAGGAAGGAGGUCACAAAUCAAUAACCAAAUAGUCCAUUACAUCAAGGAGAAGAUAGGUGGAGAUCUCUCUCAAGAGAGAAGCAUCAAUCUGUUCCACUGUCUGAAUGAACUGAAUGACAGUUCUCUAGUGGAGGAGAUCCAACAGUACCUGUCAUCAGGAAGUCUCUCCACUGAAUCUCUCUCCUCUGCUCAGUGGUCAGCUCUGGUCUUCAUCGUACUGACAUCAGAAGAGCAGCUGGACGUGUUCUACCUGAAGAAAUACUCUGCUUCUGACGAGGGUCUUCUGGGGCUGCUGCCACUGAUCAAAGCCUCCAAAACAUCUCUCUUGAAUGGCUGUAAGCUGUCAGAGAGAUGCUGCAAAGCUCUGGCCUCAGUUCUCAGCUCCAACUCCUGUAGUCUGAGAGAGCUGGACCUGAGUUCCAAUCGUCUGAAGGAUUCAGGAGUGGAGCUGCUCUCUGCUGGACUGGGGAGUCCACACUGUACACUGGAAACUCUCAGGCUGAAUUCCUGUGAUCUGUCAAAGGGAUGCUGUAAAGCUCUGGCCUCAGCUCUCAGCUCCAACUCCUCUAGUCUGAGAGAGCUGGACCUGAGUUCCAAUCGUCUGCAGGAUUCAGGAGUGGAGCUGCUCUCUGCUGGACUGGGGAGUCCACACUGUACACUGGAAACUCUCAGGUCAGUUUUACUUAACGUGCACACAGUUCCAUAUCAGGAGAUUAUUAAAAAACGACUACUUGCCCCUGGUUUGAGGAUCAAUCCUAAAUGUCGUCUAAAUAUAUAAUCGAAUGACUCAGUACCUUUGCUGACCACGUUUAUCAGGGUGGUGCCAUUGGACAUAUUACACCUUGUUGUUUAUGUUGGAAAAUGAAAAGUUGAAAAGUUAUCCAAGAGUUGCCAUUGCAUUUUCAAGUAUGUACGCAAAAUGUAAUAAUAGUUCCCUCCCACAAUCUCCUGUUAACGGGAGAGUGGAAGUUUAACAAAUGAAGUCACAGUAUUUGCAUCAAUCAAAGGUUAUAGGUCUACGUAGACUAAUUAUAUUUUGGC
Gadus chalcogrammus (walleye pollock) is the source of this 3409-nucleotide messenger RNA. Its product is annotated as NACHT, LRR and PYD domains-containing protein 12-like. Gene Ontology annotation, molecular function: protein binding. The record is from RefSeq and is a predicted model, not a curated record. The transcript is spliced from 9 exons. The coding region runs from base 243 to 3146 and encodes 967 amino acids. NCBI's taxonomy places the organism in Eukaryota, Metazoa, Chordata, Actinopteri, Gadiformes, Gadidae.